This is a messenger RNA of Owenia fusiformis, 779 nucleotides long. NCBI's taxonomy places the organism in Eukaryota, Metazoa, Annelida, Polychaeta, Sabellida, Oweniidae. The record is from the annotation of a GenBank genome assembly.
GGAAGACACAACAACCAUGGGGGGAAAAGGCGUGGGUCUAAAGGAGGGAUCGAGUAUGGACUUGGUCGUCGGCAGUCUAAUACUAACUCUGAACAGGAACAGUGUCCACAGGACCCAGUAGUAACAGAUCCUUUGUUAGGCCUGGGGGCGAGACCAAAGGUACAUUCCAAAACAUUCAACAAUGAUAAGCACAGAGGAGGUCAUCGUGAUAAUACUGACACACAUGAUACAAGUCAAAUUACAAGAGACGAACAUUCCAAAAGUCAAGGUUUGACGCAACGAGGUCAACAAAUUAAUCAAAAUGGAAGAUCGAAUAGGCAACAACGACAACCAGGCCAGAGAGAUCAACGGCAGUCUCUUGGGAAAAAGGAUCAUCAUCUCCAAGAUGACAACAGUUCAGGUGGAAAUUCGUCAUUUUAUGGUCGAAUUUGGCGAAACAGUUCUCAUGGACAAAAUAGCAGCUCUUUUGAGAGUAAUAUUGAACAGGGUUAUAACCAACGUGGUAAGAAAUCACUGUUAGGGCCAGUUCCUUCAGAUUUGUCUGAAAUGGAAUGGAUCGGUCAAAACCCCAGAAGAGGUUGUAUGCCAAAUAACCCUCAAAACAAUCAAGGCUCAGUUCAUGAUGGGGUCUAUAACAACCAAGGUUCUGUUCUUGAUAGAGCAUACAGCAAUCGAGGUUCAGUCCAUGAUAGAGCACAUAUCAAUCAAGGUUCUGUACAUGAUAGAGCAUAUAGAAAUCAAGGUUCAUUUCAUGAUAGACCACACAGUAAUCAAGGUUC